Alternaria conjuncta is the source of this 1701-nucleotide messenger RNA. RefSeq lists its product as uncharacterized. NCBI's taxonomy places the organism in Eukaryota, Fungi, Ascomycota, Dothideomycetes, Pleosporales, Pleosporaceae. The coding region runs from base 1 to 1701 and encodes 566 amino acids. The transcript has 2 exons. The record is from RefSeq and is a predicted model, not a curated record.
AUGACACCACAAAAGCAAGAGCAGAGCCACUGGUUGGACAAAUACGCAUCAAACUAUGCCGAGUGGAAGCUGUCAGAAAAUGCAGAUUGCACCCAGCUGUUCAAGCGCCCUCUCGGGCUAGUGGAGACUUCUUUUGACUCCGAUGGCGCGUAUUAUGGUGGCCGGGCAGUCCAACACAAGCUCUCGAAAUCAGAGCUUAGGCGCAGGAUAGCGCUUGCCUGGACUUCUCUUCGCCUUCAGCACCCUCUACUCUUGUCUCGAGUGAUCGAUGAUCAAGAAACAGGAAGACGAGCCUUUGCCGUCGAUGUACCCAAUUCUCAAGAUUCUGCCAUUCAAGAUGUGGAGAAGAAUAUCGUUUGGAUCGAAGAAGCGUACGAGGAAGUCAACGAGAAAGACCUGUACCACCACGCCUACAACGUAACUCGCAUCAUUGCACCCACGAAGUGCCUAUCAAAGUUCCAUGUCUUACCUUUGCGACAACUUCCAGACGGAACAUAUGAGCUGCGCUUCCUCAUCGUGAUUGCGCAUCAAAUAUCCGAUGGUCUAUCCGCGUACAGCUGGUUCAGCCAUUUCGUUCGCAUUUUCAAUCAACCAUCUCAGGACAUCUUAGCAGAAAUUGAGUCGGUUCGUCAACCUCAGAAGAUCAAAACAGUCCUGCCAGCCGCCCAGGAAGACCUAUACCCACCGAUUGCAGGCAACAAAGCGAGACAGCGCUGGUUCUGGGCGCUGAUCAGAGUGCUGAGACACGUGAAGAAAGGAGGACUACCACUCACCUUUACGAAUCCGCUGCGAAGGGAAAAGAGGUUAGAGGAGCCAGUACCACUCGAACCCAAGUUCAACAAGAUCUUCGACUAUAGCCCUUCGACUCGCCCUCCAAUGUCCUGUGGCCAUGUAUCCGCAUCCCUUUCGCCCGCCGCCUCAGCACGUCUGAUAUCCCUAUGCCGAUCCGCAAACGUCAGUAUAGGCGCUGGCUGUUUCGCUCUCGCCGGCCUAGCAAUGAUGGCCAUCCACGAAAAGCGAUCUCCAUCAACCACCCACCCUCCAUUCACAGCCUCCUUCCCGCUAAACCCCCGCGCCUUCUUCGUGAACCCACCACCGCCCGACUCAUGCAUGCUAGCCUUUAGCGAGGGCAUAGUAAUGCCAUUCCUAUCCUCCGACCAACCUGUAGAAGGACGCUUCAAGCUAGUAGCAAAGCACGCAAACCGCGAGUUAAGAGUCUACCAGAAACGUCUAAAAGGAAAAGGAAAGACGGGUACAGCAGGUAUACUAGACAAAGGCUCACCAGGCCGCCUCCUCGCAACAGGCUACGUCGCGCAGAUCGAACGUGUGGAAGCGAAACUCCCACCGUGGCGUCGCUCACCUUCUUUCCAAAAUCCACAAGGCUCUCUAGCACCUAGCACAGCAGGGUUCGGCGCUACAUGCGGCGUCUCUUCCAUCGGCCCUCUAGCUGCGUUCUUCAAGCGCGGGACGUACGAUGUGAAGGAUCUGGGGGACAAGGACUUUGCUGCGGACUUCCGCGACGUGAAGAUUGGAGUUAGAGCGAGGGAGGACGAGUUUCUGGUUGGCAGCUCGACUAGUGCGGAGGGGAUUGUGGGGUUCGGCGUUAGCUAUGAUCUCAACUCUAUUAGUGCUGAGGCGGCGGAGGUGUGGAGAGAGACUAUCGAGGGGCUGUUGGAGGGGAGGGAGGUGGCGAGGUUAUAG